AUGUACCUGGACAACAAAGAUGAUGGUGUAAUCGCCAGAAAAAUAGAUAUGGAAUUGGCCCAGGCCCUGGACUCCCACCAACUGGGUGUGCUUGGAGAUGGAGCAGCAAAGCCAAUUUCCUGCAAUGUCAGCAAGCUGAAGCUCUUGAAGGAGAUGGUGAUCGGUCAGGGAGAGUCACAUCAACCCUAUCCAAGCAUUGCACAAGGGCCAGGCCAAUGUAUUACUUUGGGGAAAGAUUUCGGCCCUCUCACUAUGCAACAGAGGUAUCACUACACUUUGCCCAAAUUCUUCCGCACAAUAUCAGAAGACAGUUGUUUUACAGAAAGGACACCUCUGUUGAAAGUUUCCACUAAAGAAAAUGGGUUAAAGUGCACAGCUGUUCAUAAUGCAGAUUUCAUCACAGAUGAUGACUUUUGGGAAAACAGUUCUGCAGAAUUUGAGCAAAGGUCUCAGCCAGGAAGUGAAAUGACCAGCUUGUCCAGAUCUGCUUCCUGUGAGGAAAAAGGCGAAAUAUUGGACAAUUUUCAUAUCAAAUUCAAUUUAUCCAAGAUGAGAUGCUGUUUAAAACUCCUAAAGGUUUCAUGCCUUUUUAUCUUUGUAGUUGUAUGCUCUAUUUUGUUUAGCAUUCAUCCAGAAAACAGAACAACUUGGCAGAUGCUGGCUGUUUCACCUGUGGACAUUUACACUGUGAACUUUAGCAGUUUUAGUGAUUCUGCCCUUCUAAAGGUAGAACUGGGAGGUCCCUUUGUAGCUGAGCGACAACCAGAAGACUAUGUUGUAGUUCAAAUUGGACAAAUAGAAGAUGCCAGUCCUAAAAGGAGACGUCAAAAGCAAAUCUUAUAUAAUUGGACUCUUCCAUUAAAUCUGAAGAAAAAUGAGCAAGUUGUUGUGACUAGAAUCUUUGAGACAGUGAACAGAAAAGAAACUUCCAUAAGUAUCCAAGCAUUUCUUCAGGAAUCAGAAACCAUUCCUCUUUCUGUGACACAUCAGUAUCUCCAUGCAAAUGUAGAGGCUCAAGUCACAAUAGCAUCAGUCAUUUUAGCAGGAGUUUAUGUUCUGAUCGUGUUUGAGAUUGUCCACAGGACAUUAGCUGCGAUGUUGGGAUCCUUGGCUGCCUUAGCUGCCUUAGCUACAAUUGGUGAUAAGCCGAGCCUGAUCAAAGUAGUGGCAUGGAUUGAUUACGAAACUCUGGCACUAUUGUUUGGAAUGAUGCUUUUGGUUGCUAUCUUCUCUGAAACUGGAUUUUUUGAUUACUGUGCAGUAAAGGCUUACAGACUUUCUCGAGGUAGGGUGUGGACUAUGAUUAUCAUUCUUUGUCUUAUUGCUGCAAUUCUCUCAGCCUUCCUGGACAAUGUUACUACAGUGCUCCUCUUUACUCCAGUAACUAUAAGGUUAUGUGAGGUGCUUAAUCUUGAUCCCAGGCAUGUCCUGAUUGCUGAAGUUAUCUUCACAAAUAUUGGAGGGGCUUCUACAGCUAUUGGGGAUCCACCAAAUGUGAUUAUUGUUUCAAACCAGGAACUCAGGAAGGUGGGGUUGGACUUUGCUGCAUUUACAGGACACAUGUUUAUUGGAAUUUGUCUCAUACUUCUGGUUUCCUUUCCUUUUCUACGGCUACUUUACUGGAACAAAAAACUCUACAACAAGGAACCAAGUGAGAUUGUUGAACUGAAACAUGAAAUCCAUGUUUGGAAGCUGACAGCCCAGAGAAUUAACCCUGCAAGCAGAGAAGAAACAGCUGUGAAGUGCCUCUUAAUGCAAAAAGUUCGUACUCUAGAGUUCUUGCUAAGGAAAAAGCUCAAAACUUUCCACAGACAAAUCUCACAAGAAGAUAAAAACUGGGAAACAAAUAUCCAGGAGCUCCAAAAAAAGCACAGAAUAACUGACAAGUUGCUUCUCAUCAAAUGCCUGAUGGUUUUAGGAUUUGUUAUCCUCAUGUACUUUCUCAGUUCGUUUGUUCCAGGAGUUCAUUUAGAUCUUGGGUGGAUUGCUAUGUUGGGAGCUGUCUGGCUUCUUGUGCUGGCCAACAUUCAUGAUUUUGAAAUGAUUCUGAGUAGAGUGGAAUGGGCAACACUCCUUUUCUUUGCAGCAUUGUUUGUUUUGAUGGAGGCUUUGGCUCAUCUUCAUUUAAUAGAAUACGUAGGAGAACAAACAGCUUUGUUGAUAAAGGUGGUCCCCGAAGAUCAACGCUUGACAGUUGCUAUUAUUUUAGUUCUCUGGGUCUCUGCCUUGGCAUCAUCCCUAAUUGACAAUAUUCCAUUCACUGCUACAAUGAUUCCUGUACUUCUCAACCUGAGUCAAGAUCCUGAGGUUAACUUACCUGUGAAGCCCCUGAUCUUUGCAUUAGCCAUAGGUGCCUGUCUUGGAGGUAAUGGGACAUUGAUUGGAGCAUCUGCAAAUGUUGUUUGUGCAGGAAUUGCAGAGCAACAUGGCUAUGGCUUCUCUUUCAUGGAAUUUUUCAGGUUGGGGUUCCCCAUGACAAUCAUAUCCUGUACCAUCGGAAUGUGUUAUCUUCUUGUUGCUCAUGUUGUAUUGGGUUGGGCUUAA
This is a messenger RNA of Candoia aspera, 2544 nucleotides long. It is a transcript of the gene OCA2, whose product is annotated as OCA2 melanosomal transmembrane protein. Bases 1 to 2544 code for a protein of 847 amino acids. Gene Ontology annotation, cellular component: melanosome membrane. Gene Ontology annotation, biological process: melanocyte differentiation; transmembrane transport; melanin biosynthetic process. Lineage: Eukaryota; Metazoa; Chordata; Lepidosauria; Squamata; Candoiidae. The record is from RefSeq and is a predicted model, not a curated record. The transcript is spliced from 23 exons.